This is a messenger RNA of Calypte anna (Anna's hummingbird), 1995 nucleotides long. It is a transcript of the gene DCAF17, whose product is annotated as DDB1 and CUL4 associated factor 17. Gene Ontology annotation, cellular component: Cul4-RING E3 ubiquitin ligase complex. NCBI's taxonomy places the organism in Eukaryota, Metazoa, Chordata, Aves, Apodiformes, Trochilidae. Gene Ontology annotation, biological process: protein ubiquitination. The record is from RefSeq and is a predicted model, not a curated record. Bases 124 to 1440 code for a protein of 438 amino acids. The transcript is spliced from 13 exons.
UCACCCGCAGGGCCCUGGGUUUUUAUACCAGAGAUGCUGGUGUCGCCCACAGACAAAACCUGGGACUCCUCAGAAAGAUAAUGUGCCAGCAUUGCACAAGAGCCAAGAGUACUUUAUCAAAAGAUGAAGUCUUCUAAAUCAGAAAAAAUAGAAGAUGCUUUAUUAUUGGAAUGUCCACUGGGGGAAAUGCUGCCAAAUCCAUCAGACUAUAAAUCUUCCCUGAUAGUCUUGACAGUGCAGAACUGGCUUCUACGUCUCUCUGCUGAUAGUGGAGAAAUGCUGGAAAAAAUAUACCUUGCUGAUUCCUAUUGUAAAUUCAGGUAUCUGAGCUGGGAUACCCCUCAAGAGGUAAUGGUUGUAAAGUCAGCUCAGAAUAAGCUCCCUGCAGCAGCACGACAGGCAGGUAUCCAACAGUCAGUAUUGUUCUAUAUUGCUGUAUUCCAAGUUUUGCCUCUUUCAUUCAUUGGAAUGCUAGAAAUAAACAAAAAGAUAUUUGGUAACAGUGUGACAGAUGUUGCUGUUUCUAAUGGCAUCCUGAUUGUAAUGCAUAGCAUGGGUCUGGUCAGGCUCUAUAACUUCCAGGCCAUCUCUGAACAGUUCAUGGAACAACCAUUUCAUUUGGGACAGGAAUUCAACUGGAAUGGUCAAGUGGGAGUUGUAGGAAAAUACCCAUUUGGGCUCCCAUGUAACAUUAAAAUAACAGAUACCCCACCUUUGCUAUUUGAAGCAUCUUCCCUGGAGAAUGCAUUUCAAAUUGGAGGUUAUCCUUGGCAUUAUAUCAUCACACCUAACAAGAAAAAGCAUAGAGGAGUCUUCCAUAUUUGUUCUCUGAAAGACAAUGCUUUGGCAAAAAAUGGCAUACAAGACAUGAAAUGCUGUUCACUGGAACCUGAUUGGAUAUAUUUCCACCCAGAUAUGUCAGGUAGAAUAAUCCACGUGGGACCAAAUUUGGUGAAAGUUUUGAAGUUUAAGGAAGUUAAAAACAAUACAGAUCAGAUGGAGAUUGCAGAAGAUUUUACGAUUGUGGCCAACAGAGAAAACUCUGUUAGCAAUGCUGUAACUGUAACAGCUUCUGGUCGAGUGGUGAAAAACCGUGUUAAUUUGCUGGAUGAUGACCCAGAACAAGAGACAUUCAAAAUUGUGGACUAUGAAGAUGAAUUGGAUUUGUUAUCCACUGUGGCAGUUACUCAAAUAGGAGCUGAUGGAAAAGCACACCUUGACUUCCAUUGUAAUGCACAUGGGAUUCUACUAAAGAGUAUUCCAUUACUGGAGUCCUGGGAUGUGACUCACAGUCAUGAAGUUUACUUUGACAAGGACCUUAUAUUACAUAUAGAACAGAAGCCUAACAGGAGGUUCAGUUGCUACGUUUACCAAAUGGUCUGUAAUACUGCGGAAGAUAAUGAAUGUUCAAGAUGUAAAAAAAGCAAGAGUGUUCUGUAAAAAAGGAGGGAGAAUUUUUGAAUUUUAAGAUAGAAAUGACUACAGAGACUUUAAUUUGGAUGUUAUUUAAGGACUUGAUACAUACAAGCUUGUCAACUGCUGUUUUUCAGGCAGGAUUUAAACUUAACUUUUUGUAUUGGUACAUGAAGUUUUAUUUCUUUUUUCUCUGUAACAUUGUACACUUGUCUGUAGUCCACAAUGUUUUUUCAUGUAUUUACCAUUCCAUCAUUAAUGCUAGAUGCAACAUUUAUUGUUUAUCUUCAGCAGUCAGAAUGAAAUACUGGACAUCAAGAUAAAAAUGUGGACUUAACUGUUCACCUACCAUCUGCUGUGGUCUGUCUGAUGUAGUUUUACCUAUGCAACUUUAAUACAGACUAUUAAUUAAGCAAAGUAUGAAAAACUCUACAGGAUGAAUUUUAUAUGAGUAUGAAAAUAGAGUUACCAAUAAACCACAACAAAAACCUUCUAUUGGUUUUGUAUGAGAUACAAAAUCACUCAGGUUUUCUGGUUGUGUUUAUUUUGGUUUGUAAAGAAGUAUUAAAUUCCAAUUUUUUA